This is a messenger RNA of Lathyrus sativus (Indian pea), 750 nucleotides long. NCBI's taxonomy places the organism in Eukaryota, Viridiplantae, Streptophyta, Magnoliopsida, Fabales, Fabaceae. The record is from the annotation of a GenBank genome assembly.
AUGGGAGAGGAAUCACACUCACAGAAGAUUGUGUUUGAUGGAGAAGCCGCAUCGUCGCUGGUGAAGAAACUGAGGGUGAGUUUCAGUUCCGGUAAGACGCGAAGUUAUGAAUGGAGAAUAUCACAGGUGAAGGCUCUUUUGAAAAUGAUGGCAGAACAAGAGGAUCAAAUCAUUGAUGCUCUUCGUUACGACCUUGCUAAACCGCCACUGGAAACCGUCCUCUAUGAGAUUGUUAUGCUUAAAAACUCAUGUGAACUCAUGUUGAAAGAAUUGAAACAAUGGAUGACACCAGAAAAGGCUAAAACUUCAAUCACAACUUUUCCGUCUUCGGCUGAAAUCAUACCUAAACCGCUUGGUGUUGUGUUAGUCAUCUCCCCAUGGAACUAUCCGUUUUUGUUGUCCCUUGAUCCAGUCGUCGGAGCUAUAGCAGCGGGUAAUGUUCUGGUUUUAAAACCAUCAGAAAUUGCUCUGGCUUCAUCUUCACUGCUAGCGAAAUUGUUAGGGGAGUACUUGGAUAACUCUUCUAUAAGAGUUGUGGAAGGGGCAGUGGAUGAAACUACUGCAUUGCUGCAACAAAAGUGGGACACAAUUUUCUAUACAGGAAAUGGAAAAGUGGGACGGAUAGUGAUGGCUGCAGCUGCAAAACACCUUACACCAGUUGUUCUGGAGCUCGGAGGAAAAUCUCCAACUGUUGUUGAUUCAAAUGUCAAUUUAGAGGUUGUUGCAAGACGGAUAAUUUCUGGCAAAUAG